Messenger RNA from Poecile atricapillus (Black-capped chickadee), 8533 nucleotides. It is a transcript of the gene SPG11, whose product is annotated as SPG11 vesicle trafficking associated, spatacsin. The record is from RefSeq and is a predicted model, not a curated record. NCBI's taxonomy places the organism in Eukaryota, Metazoa, Chordata, Aves, Passeriformes, Paridae. The transcript has 43 exons. Gene Ontology annotation, cellular component: dendrite; axon; cytoplasm. Gene Ontology annotation, biological process: axo-dendritic transport; chemical synaptic transmission; axon extension. Bases 78 to 7454 code for a protein of 2458 amino acids.
GGCCCCGUCCAGCUGACCGGAACGGGGGGCGGCCGUGCCGGGCGGCUCUGAGGAGAAGGAGGAGGAGGAGGAGGAGGAUGGCGGCGGGGGCCCGGGCGGAGCUGCGUGUGCUCCUGGUGCCCCGCUCGGAGGAGCCGCGGGGAUGGGCGCGGGUGCGGCUGAGCAGAGCCCGGGACGCCCUGGGCACCCUCCUGCUCCCCGGCGGGAUCUGCCUGGAGUCGCUGUGGCCCGGCGGGCCCGGGCGGGCCGGGGGCAGCGCCCUGCCGGGAGCCUGGGCUGACUUCGUGUGGGACAGCGCAGAUGAUGAUGGUUCUCACUCAAACAAGACAAAACUCCUGGCUCUUGGUCAAAACCAUGACCUGUUUGUCUAUGAAUUCAAUGUAGAAGAUGGAAAACACAACCCAAAUUCGCUGCACAGUUGUAAGGAAGAGACACUUAAAAAGCUCCUUGAAGCUAAAAACAUCAGUCUGCCUUCGAUUUUCUCUAUGAAGAUUCUGUCUUUUGGAAGUAACAAGUGCAAACUUCUGCUCAACCAGUUUAUCCUUGUGCACCUGACCUUUCCUGGGGAGGACUCAUCCCCUGAGACCUGUGACUGCUUCCCCCUGGCUCUGCCUCCAGAAGCUGUGGCGAGAGUCACAGACUCCCAGUUCUGCAGGGGGAUCCUGUUCCUGUUGGACAGUGCUGGCUGGAUUUACAUAUUUGGCUGCUCUGAUGGUGCCACCUUAGGGAAGGUCAGUGUGGGAGCUGGGCAGGGGCAGGGCCCAGCCCCUGGGGCUCCCCUGGCUGGCCUGGCAGUGUCCCCUGACCUCAGCACGGCCGUGGUGACCAGCACCUGCCACCGUGCUCUGGCUGUGCAGCUCAACUCCUACUUCAGACAGUUCCCUGAGCAUUUGCUCUGUAAGAGAGAUCCAGAAAAUCUUCCAGUGCAGCCUCCAGAGGGGCUGGAUGAGGAUGAGCUGGCCAGUUCUGAGCACAGCAUGGAGCUCCUGUCGCAGCCGUUCCGCACAGACAGGUCCUGGAAGGCACAGUUGUCCUCACUGUGGGACAGAGUAAGGAGAAGAAGAACACCAGCUUCUCCAGAUUUUCACUCCAGUCAAGUGAACAACUUGAAUUUGCCUUGGUAUCAGUUUUUUACCCAUCUUGAAGAUCACGAUCCUGCAGUUUGUGAUGAUCCAGAGAGGAUGGUGGCCUUUGUUCCCCGGGCUGUUACAUGUGCAGCUUCCCGGGCGCUCCAAAGCCAGGGCACAGCCUGUGGGGAUGCAGGACAGCAGUGGGCACAGAUCCCCGUGGCAGCACCCCAGGAAAUGGUCAAACUGGAGUGUAAACUGGUGACUGGAGCUAAAGCUGUGUUUGUGGUGCUGGCACAGGACACGGGGCUGUCUCUGGCGCUCUGGGAUUUUGAGUCGCAGGAGGUGACGUGUUCCCACUUCGGCAGGAGCAGUGUCUACGUGGAGUGCAGUGCAGAGCUGCCCCUGUGCCUGCUGCUGACAGAGCGUGGUCUGUGCCUGGUCCUGUUUGGUUUGAGUCGGGAGGAGUUCCUGAGCAGGCUGAUGAUGUUUGGCAGUGCUGCAGUUGUGGAUGCCGUGUGUCACCUCAAUGGCUGGGAGAGGUGCUCCAUUCCCAUCCAUGCCCUCGAGGCAGGUUUGGAAAAUCGCCAGCUGGACACAGUGGACUUGUUUUUAAAAAGCAAAGAAAGUGUUUUCAGUCUGUCUGCACCCUGCCCUGGGCCUGAGCACCCUGGGGAUGGCACCUCCCUGUCCUACCUGAGAAAUCUGGAGGAGCUCAGGCCAGCUUUAAACUUGCUCUGCUCAGCAAUCCAGGACAGUGACAUGGAGCCUCACAGCAAGCAGUUCUCUGAGCAGCUCCUGAGCCUCACCCUGACCUUCCUUACCAAGCAGCUGGAGGAAAUCUUUGUGCACACACAGGAACCUGAUGAAUUCCUGCAGAAGGCUGCAGAUAUUUUAACUGACUACAUCAUUAAACUGAGAAAAUUCCUGAGGAAAUAUCCUCGAGCACCGAUGACUCCGGGGCACACGGGAGCUGACCUGGAUGAAGACCUGCCUGAGAUAGAAGAGAGCCAAGAAUGGCAAAAACUGACACCAGAGGAGGUCAUUGCUGAGGCCAUCCUGAGCAACAAAGUGCCAGAGGCCCAGAUCUUCUUCCGAAGGCAGCAGCACCCUGCUGAGAGCCUGCAGGAGUUUAUCCAGACGGGUUUGAGCCUGGCCUAUGACUGUCUGCUGAGGGGCAGCACCAGGGAGGCCUCGCAGCUGCUGAGGAACCUGGGCUUCGACGUGAAGCAGGAGCUGCACAAGAUCUGCUUCCACACAGAGGACAAACACGUCCGGGAGCUCCUGGUGAAAGUCUUACAAGAAGAAAACUAUUUUUCUGAAAAAGAGAAGAAAAUGAUAGACUUUGUGCAUCAGGUUGAAAGCUUCUACUCGGAAUCCUUCCAGGAAAAUAAAGAGUCUCAGUCUCUUUCCAGUUUCAGCAGCUGCAGGAGGCAGCAGCAGGAGCUGUGCAGGCACCAGGCAGUGCUGGGCUCGCAGCUGCGCCGGGGCAGCAGCAGCAGCAGCAGGAUCAGGGUGCUGCUGAGCUGGGCUCUCUGGUGGGAUGAGCUGCUGCAGGAGAUGAUUCUGCUCCCCUGGAAACCUCGCCAAGAACUCAAGUCCUGCAGUCCUGAGGCUCUCUGGAUGCACCUGACAGCCCAGCAUGACUGGGUCAGCAUUUGCUCCUGGAUUGAGGAGUCAGAGCCCAGCCAGGCUCCGUGUGGCCGCUCUGCCUGGCCCCCCCUGAGCCCUGACAUCGUUGACAGGAGCACCCUGUGCAGCCCCUACAUGAGACAGGACAUCCUGAACAAGCUGGCCAGAAAGGGAAUCUUUGUCCGUUCUGAGCUGGAAGAUUUUGAGCUCUUGCUCCAGAGGCUGUCAUGCCUGGGGGGAGUCCUGCAGAAUCCCCACCCUGUUCCAAAAUACAGCACUGCCAGUGGCCUGGACUUCCAUGGCCAGUUUGUCCUGCACUGCCUGGAGCACAGCCUGCAGUACCUGCUCUACACUUACCUGGACUAUUACAGUUUAACCCCUUCAAGCUGCCCUAUCCUGGAUAACAAGGAGCUGCACGAAGCCCAUCCCUGGUUUGAGUUCCUCGUGCAGUGCCGAGGGGUUGCCAGCAAUCCCCGAGAUCCCAAGAUGAUUUUCCAGGCCAGUCUGGCCAACGCUCAGAUGCUGAUUCCCAGCAGCCAGGGGGGUGUGAGCAGCAUCCUGCUGGAGGGCAGGACCCUGCUGGCCCUGGCCACCACCGUCUAUGGGCCUGGGGGCAUCGACCAGGUCCUUCAGAACGAAGAUACAGAAAAACCUCUGAAGAAAGUUGAUCCACAGCUCUUAAAAAUGGCCUUGACCCCUUACCCCAAGCUGAAGGCUGCUCUCUUUCCCUCCUGCACUGCUCAUGGAAUUUUGCCUCCUGACAUCUCUCUCUACCACCUUCUGCAGUCAUUAAUGCCCUUUGAUCCCACAAAAUUAUUUGGCUGGCAAUCAACAAACACUCUUGCUGUGUCAGAUGCCUGGAGCGAGCUGCCCCACUUCUCCUGGCCCGAGCUGGUGAGCAGGCACGCCGUGCUGGAGAGGCUGGGCUUCCUCUUCUACCUGCGCCACGGCCGCCCUGCCUUCGCCUUCGGCACCUUCCUGCAGCAGCUGGCCAGGAGCAAAGCCCCCAGGCAGCUGCUCCAGCAGGCAGCACAGGAGGCCCGGCUGGUGGCCCUGUCCUCCCUGGGUGUCCCCUCGGUGGCAGCAGCCUGUGUGUGCUUCCUGGAGCUGCUGGGGCUGGACAGCCUGGGGCUGCGUGUGGAUCUCAGAGCUGCCACCAUCAUCAUCACCCACAGGACCCGCAGCGAGGCCUCUCAUCACAGCCACAGGGACAGCCUGGCUGAGAAGUUUACAAAGUUGGCUGAUGGUGAAAAAGCAGCAGCAGCAGCAAUUCUGAGCUCCUUGGAGGAGGCCUUCUGGGAUGGCAUUGAGCAGCAGGGAGUGAAGAGGACAUCCAGUGACUCCAGAAGGCAGUGGUCCUUGGUCAUGCAGUUCUGCAAAGUCCAUAACCUGGAGCUGAGCACGUCCUUCCUGAGGGAAUGUGCCAAAUCCAACGAGUGGCUGCAGUUCCUCGUCCAGACCCAGCUCCACGGCCACCAGCCAGCCCAGGUGGUUCCCCUCCUGCAGGAUUUUCCUCCCGUGGUACGAGACCACCUGCUGCUGGCCCUGGGCAAGCUGCUGUGUGCUGAGGCUGCCCGUGCAGGGAGCGUGUUCCAGAUGCUGCUGCAGUGCCAGGAGGAGCCCAGCCCCUGCUGGCACCUGCUGGCAGAGGGGCUGCGGGCACAGGCGCCCAUCCUCAGCGUGCUGGCAGCCUGCUGCCCCGAUGCCAACCUCAUCUCCUGCCUCUGUGUGUGGAUCAUCACUUCUGUGGAUGGUGCCACCAGGGCUGAGGCCACUGCCCACACCCAGAGCCUGGCAGGGAGUCCCCAGUGGGACCUGCAGGACCUCGCUGCCAUCUGGAGAGUCCUCCUGAGGAAGCAAAAGAGCAAAACACUUCUCAAUGGCUUCCAGCUCUUUUUGAAGGAUUCCCCUUUGCUGCACAUCCUGGAGAUGUAUGAACUGUGCAUGAACUGUAAAAAGUACAACGAAGCUAAAACCAAACUGGAGAAAUUUCAGGAAAGCCUCACAGAACUGGGAGCCGCGGCAGGGGCGGCCCCCGAGGUGCCGGGGCCGUGGCUGCGGUCGCAGGCGCUGUUCCUGCUGGAGCUGAUGCUGCAGCAGAGCCGCACCGACUACGAGCUGGGCAAGCUCCUGCAGCUCCUGGCUGCCACAGAGAACCUCCUGCUGGAUGGUGCCCACGUGAAGAGGCUGUGUGCCCUCAGUGAGGCUCUGAGGGGCUCCUCCAUCUCCAUCAGCCGCUCCAUCCUGACCUCCUGCAGCCUGCAGGCUUUCCAGGGGGAGUGCAGCUCCAUUCUGCAGCAGCUGCAGGAGAAAGGAAUGUUCAGCCUGGCUCGGGAGGUGGCAGCCCUGGCUGAGCUGCCCGUGGACAGCGUUGUCACACACGAGGUUCUGAGAGAUCUACAUCAUUUAAGAGACACUGGACAGUGGCAUCACCCCCAGACAAGAGCUGACUUCUGGAAAAAGUGCAACGACACCUUCAGCAAACAUUCCGUCUGCAGCCGAGCCGCAGCGGCGUUCUUCCUGGAGCAGGCCAACAGCGUGUGGGAAUGGCCGGCUCAGGAGCACAGAGCCGGCCUGGGGGAGAGGCAGCUGCUGCUGACGCUGGCCGGGCACUGGCUGGCGCUGGAGGAGCCCGAGGCGGCGGUGCCGGAGCUGCAGGAGCUGGAGAAGCGGAUCUGGCAGUGCCGCGUGGCCGAGCGAGCGCUGCCGGCCGAGGGCUCGGGGCAGGCUCCGUGCGGGCCGGGCCGGGAGCUGCCCUUCGCCAGCCUGGCCCGGAGCUUCUCCUUCGCACAGCUGCCGGCGCUGAGGGCGGCCGGGCCCCGCGGCCUGCAGGCCCUGGGACCCGGGGAGCCCCGGCAGGCUCUGGGGCCCGGGGAGCCCCGGCAGGGACUCGGGGAGCCCCGGCAGGCUCUGGAGCCCGGGGAGCCCCGGCAGGCCCCGGAGCCCCGGCAGGUCCCGGAGCCCCGGCAGGCCCUGGAGCCCCGGCAGGUCCCGGAGCCCCGGCAGGGCCCGGAGCCCCGGCAGGGCCCGGAGCCCCGGCAGCCCCUGAGCCCCGCGGAGCGAGCGGCGCUGGCCGCGCUGCUGGGAGCCCUGCUGGACGAGGGCAGCGUGGCCGAGGCCGCCCGAGUGUGUCAGUAUUUCCAGCUGUGGCCCCGGGACGUGUCGCUGGUGCUGCACUGCAGGGCGCUGGCCUCGGGGGAGGCCGGGCUGGAGCAGCUGCAGCCCGAGGUGCGGGCCCUGCUGGCGGCCAGAGCCGGGACAGCCGAGGCGAGCGGAGCCCCCAGCACAUCCAGCCUGGAGGAGUGGACCCCUCUGGGGACCCCGAGUGGGGACGAUGCCGUGGUGGCAGCGCUGAAGGCUCUGGCAGAGGAGUGUGUCCAUGGCAGGGGCUACUGCCGGCAGGUGCUGUGCCUCUACGAGCUCUCCAAGGAGCUGAGCUGUUCCUUUGGGGAGGUGUCGGCGCGGGAGCCGCGGGAGGUGCUGGGGGCCAUCCUGGCCCGGCGGGGGCCGGAGCGCAGCCGCAGAGCCCAGGCCUUCAUCACCUGCCAGGGGCUGUCCCCUGCCACUGUGGCACCACUGCUGGCACAGCAGAUCACCCAGGAGCUGCUGGCCUCGGCACAGGGAAAAGGGCAGAAGCAGGUUUGGAACCCUGCAGUGGAGAGCCAGGCACUCCUGCAGCUUGCCAAGCUGUGCCAGGAUCACACCUUGGUUGGGAUGAAGUUACUGGAUAAAAUCUCCUCUGUCCCCUGUGGGGAGCUGUCCUGCAUCACAGAGCUGCUGAUCCUGGCCCACAGCUGCUUCAGCCUGACGUGCCACAUGGAGGGGAUCACACGCGUGCUGCAGGCGGCUCGGCUGCUCACCGAGGAGCACCUGGCUCCCAGGGAGGAGUAUGGGCUGGUGGUGCGGCUGCUGACCGGCAUUGGCAGGUACAAUGAGAUGACCUACAUCUUCGAGCUGCUGCACCACAAACACUACUUCGAGGUGCUCAUGAGGAAGAAACUGGACCCGAGCGGGACGCUGAAGGCGGCGCUGCUGGACUACACCAAGCGCUGCCGGCCCGGGGACAGCGAGAAGCACAACAUGAUCGCGCUGUGCUUCAGCAUGUGCAGGGAGAUUGGCCAGAACCACGAGGCUGCUGCCUCCACCCAGCUCAAACUCAUCGAGUGCCGGCCCUGGGAGGAGUCUCUUCAGGACGUUGCAAAUUUAAAGAAGCUGCUGCUGAAAGCUCUGACUCUCUUCAUUGAUGCAGCAGAAAGUUACUCCAAGGACUCGUGUGUGCGGCAGGCGCUGCGCUGCCGCCGCCUGACGCGGCUCAUCACGCUGCAGCUGCACUUCCUGGCCUUGGGCCAGAGCACCAGGAUCAUCAACCUGGGAAGGCAGGACCUGCCUGGAGCCAUCCUGGCCCUGCCCAGGUUCUACCAGGCAGCCAUCGUGGCCGAGGCCUACGAGUUCCUGCCGGACUGGGCUGAGGUUCUGUUCCAGCAGGUGAUCACCAGGGGUGACUUUGUGUACCUGGAGGAGUUCAAGCAGCAGCGGCCACUGCGGCCCAGCCUGUUCGAGGAGGUGGCCAAGAGGGUCCAGCAGCACCCCCCUGCUGAGGCUGCCCUGAGGAACCUGAAGCGGUUCCUCACCCACUGUGAGGACAUCUACACCUACUACAGGCUGGCCUACGACCACAAGUUCUAUGACGUGGUGAACUCCCUGCUGAAGGACCCUCAGACUGGCUGCUGCCUCAAUGACCUCUUAUCCAACUGAAUUCCAGCCACAUUCCAGCUGGGAGACGAGCGCAGGGUCAGUGCUGAUUGACACAGAUUUUAUCAGUGACCUGCUCCCAGGGCGCUGCUGCUCUGCAAAAAUUACUCCAGAAAAAUGGACAGGGUUGUAAAUAUUUAAAAUGCUGAAACUGUUAACCUAAAAUUGUGUUUUGUAUAAUAAAUCUGUUUAUAAAUUACUUGAGUCACCAGCAAACACUGACUGGCCCGGGUGGGGGGUGAAGCAGAGAUCCAGCAGCUCUUUAAAUCCUGGAGAACCCCAGGAACUGUGCCCAAGGAGCCUGAAACAGAUGUGCAGAAUGUCCAGGGAAAGGGGCUGGAACAAGCAGAAGCAGUGAAGGUUUCAGGUACCCAGUAGAAUAAUGUGUUCUGUGAGUCAAAUCUGAUCUCUAAAGUUUUGUACAGCUUUAAACAGCACAUUCCUAAUUCUGCUGUCUUGGAGUAAAAGAAAUAAUCAAGUGCAAAUGUAUUUUUACAGUUAUGAAAUAGAAAUUCCUUUCCAUGCCCAAGCUGUGGGCACAUCCCCCAGCACAGCUCAGCUCUGCAUCUCUCCCAUUUCAGGUAUUUUUCCUGUCAGGCCCCAAAAGAACUGCUCCAAGGCCAGCCUGGUGAAGUCCUCAAUAGUGAUUUUUAUUAAAUUAGUUGCUUUAUAAAACAUUGCAGAUGUUGUAAUUGUUAACAUAACAAUUUGCCCAACUGUAGGAACUGCUGCAGUUUGCUAAGCAAGUUUGGUUUUUAAUGAAAGAAAACGGCCGAGUCGUGAGAGACCCACCACAACCCAGGAGAGCCCCAAGGAUUUUGUGUGGUUUGGUUUUUUCUUUUACACUUAACCCCUUAAUUAACUGUUAAAGAACACCCAACCCAGACAGCUGCAUUAGUAGAAAUUUAAAUGAAUGGAACUAAACUUCAUCCUGGAGACACAAGUGGGUUUUGCCUUGCUCUGCCCCACCAGGCGCUGUUCAGGUGUCAGGCUCUGGAGUAGUGGCUGUCCCAGGGGCCACACUCCCAGGUGCAGUAUUCCACACUGAAGUUAGCAGUUCCCUUCCCAAAAUACUGAAAUCC